Talpa occidentalis (Iberian mole) is the source of this 1342-nucleotide messenger RNA. It is a transcript of the gene UBE2V2, whose product is annotated as ubiquitin conjugating enzyme E2 V2. The coding region runs from base 276 to 593 and encodes 105 amino acids. The transcript has 4 exons. NCBI's taxonomy places the organism in Eukaryota, Metazoa, Chordata, Mammalia, Eulipotyphla, Talpidae. Gene Ontology annotation, cellular component: nucleus. The record is from RefSeq and is a predicted model, not a curated record. Gene Ontology annotation, biological process: protein K63-linked ubiquitination; DNA damage tolerance.
AUGUUGAUCUCGUGUACUCAUCUUUUACCCUGCAAGACAGCAGAGAAUGAGAUGGCGAAUCAGAAAGGGAACCUAAACUACGCCAUAGUGAUGUCAUGCAAGAUUCCCAGAAAGGGAAUGUAGUAUGUGGUUUUUUAUAACUGCUUCUUCCACUUAGUACAUGUUUUUAAGGAGUUAAAGUUCCUCGUAAUUUUCGCUUGUUGGAAGAACUUGAAGAAGGACAAAAAGGAGUGGGCGAUGGUACGGUUAGCUGGGGCCUUGAAGAUGAUGAAGAUAUGACACUUACAAGGUGGACAGGCAUGAUUAUUGGGCCACCAAGGACAAAUUAUGAAAACAGAAUAUAUAGCCUGAAAGUAGAAUGUGGACCUAAAUACCCAGAAGCUCCUCCAUCAGUUAGAUUUGUAACCAAAAUUAAUAUGAAUGGAAUAAAUAAUUCCAGUGGAAUGGUGGAUGCACGGAGCAUACCAGUCUUAGCAAAAUGGCAAAAUUCAUAUAGCAUUAAAGUUGUACUUCAAGAGCUAAGACGUCUAAUGAUGUCCAAAGAAAAUAUGAAGCUUCCACAGCCACCAGAAGGACAAACAUACAAUAAUUAAUUUUAGUGGAUCUUAAACUUGUCUUAAAUCAACAACCUUCUACUCAUGUUAAUGUCUUGAUUAAAUAUCACAAUACAAAAUACCCACACAUUAAGUAAAAGAAUCCCAGCUGAUAAACAUGACCUGGACAUUUUAAAGAAUAUAAUUAAUAUAUGUACACCCAUUUUGUUUUCAGGUAACAAGAGGAAAAAUGCAGCACAAUUUUUUUUCUCUUGUUAAGGCUUUGUCAUUGAAGCAUAAACCUAGAGUGCUCAAAAUUGAAUUCAGGUUUAUAAGAUGAAAGCAUGACUAGAAGUAUCGGAUGGCUUUGGAAGCAUGUGUAUUUCUGAAAAGUGAAAAUCUCAAGAAGGAAAAGCUAAAUAGCAUGCUUUGUCCAUCUUGCUUAGAAAAAGAGAUACAGUUUAAAUUGUCUAAAGUAGCAGGUAUAAUGAAUAUUGUCACAAAUUGUAUUAAUUUUUGAAGCGGUGUGGGUGCUGACUACUAGUAGUAUCAAAAAUAUGUUCAGGAUUGUUUUGAUACUUGUAUUUAUAAUAAAAAAAAUGUCGUGGGGAAGAGGUCGAUCAAUUUCUGUUAAAAGCAGUUCCUGUGUGUUACAUGUAACAGACAUGGUAAAUAUUUGUUUACAGUCUUUGUUUGACAAACCAUGCAUUUAAGUGAAAUCAACAAAAAGGAAAUAGGUAUAUGGAUAUGUGAUUUUGAGAUUUUAAAGUUAGUCUUAAAGUGUAAAUAAAAUGUGAAAUGUGUCCUCA